Molecule: messenger RNA, 1704 nt
Organism: Cladocopium goreaui
Lineage: Eukaryota; Dinophyceae; Suessiales; Symbiodiniaceae
Source: the annotation of a GenBank genome assembly
AUGAUGGUGCUUCCCUGGGAAAGAUCAGAAGCAAUGUUGGAUACGUCACUCAGGAUGACAUCAUGUACGAAACUUGUCUGCUUGUUGGGCCCACUUAGGCCCAUUCAGCUCAUUCAGCUUUGUUUGAAAUGUGGGGGACAAGUGUGUGAAACCUUGACACCUCGGGAGAACUUGAUGUUUGCAGCUGCUUUCAUUCUACCAAAACUAGACAAAGAGAAGCGCUCCCUGGUGGUGGAAGGUGUCAUCGAGAAGUUGAACCUGAAGAAAUGUUGCAACACGGUGGUGGGUUCCCCAGGACUCGUCCGUGGCAUCUCUGGUGGUGAGAGGAAGCGCACCAAUGUGGCGCUGUCCUUGAAUCCUACCCUGCUCUUGCUGGACGAGCCCACCAGUGGAUUGGACUCCAAAAUGUCUGACUCCCUGAUGCGCGAUGUGAAGCAAAUUGGGGAGCAGGGUUGCACUGAAGCUGUCUUCGCCCGAUUUGACAAAGUCCUCCUCCUGGAAACUGGACGUGUGGCCUACUAUGGUGAGGUCAAAAGCCUCAGGGGGUGCUUGAAGCAGUUGGGAAUCCCACUGCCUGAGCUGCUCUUGGAUGUGCUCGAGAUACCCGGCGACGAAGCUGAGAAAGAAGCUCAUGUUGGCAAGUUGAAGGAGCUGAAGCAGCUCUCUGACAAGGCCUCCGGCGCAGACCAUGGCAGUCCUACCAAGUCGGAAGCUCCGGUGAAGCGUGCGGGGCCUUGCCGUCAGUUGGCAAUUCUGUUCCAACGGGAAUUGGUCAAUGUGAAGCGGAACAAGGCCCUCACGGUGGUGCGAUCGGUGCAGUCCAUCGCGUCGGCCUUGUUGAUUGGUUUAAUCUUUCUGCAGCUGGAACGCAACAUGUCCAGUCUCUCGCCACGUCUCUUCUCCAGUUUCCUCCUGGUGUUUGCCCAGUUUAUGUUUGCCUUGUUGGGUGUGGUCAAUGCAUUCCCUGCGGAGCGGGCCGUCUUCCUGCGCGAGACGCAAGACAAGCUUUAUCAUCCAGCGGCGUUCUACUUGGCAAAGGAUACCAUCAUGCAGUGCGCGUUUCCAAUUCUGGUGGUAGCGAUCAGCUACCCGCUCAUUGGCUUGAACGGUGAGAGUGCUGACCGCGUUCUCAUUUUCUACUUCAUCAUGGCGGUGGUGUCGAACUGUGGUGCUGCUGUUGGGUUUUGCGUCUCAGCAGCUGUGCCUAGCGUGAAUUUGGCUUUGUCUAUUGCGCCAGCUUUGGUGAUGCCACAGCUCUUGCUGGGAGGGCUUUUCAUCAAGAUCGAAGACUUGUAUCAGCCCUUCAAUGCUAUCAGCUACCUCAUGGUGGCACGCUACGCAGUGCAAGCUACCGUGGUGAACGAGUUUACCUGUUCCGAGAAAACGGAGUGCAACGCUGCAGUGUGGCGCAUCAGUUCCCCAGAUCUCUGUGACGAUUCUCCUUGCGAUUUCUGUUGCACGGCCCAUGAGAUGAUGGCUUCAGGCGGCAUUUGCCCAGUGUUGACCUGUGAUCAGGGCAUUGCUUCUCUUGGCAUGGACGAAAUUUGGCCCAUGGGCGAGACUCAUGUGGAAACCAUUUUCUACAACAUCAUCGCGUUGCUGGUGCUGAUGUUUCUGUUCCGCUUGCAGGGAUUGAACAUUUUGAUGAUCAGUUAUCGGCGAGCCACCACGGGCAGGUGCUUGCCAAGCUGCAAGUCAGAGUAG